Trichophyton verrucosum HKI 0517 is the source of this 2598-nucleotide messenger RNA. RefSeq lists its product as uncharacterized. Lineage: Eukaryota; Fungi; Ascomycota; Eurotiomycetes; Onygenales; Arthrodermataceae. Gene Ontology annotation, molecular function: RNA polymerase II CTD heptapeptide repeat phosphatase activity. The record is from RefSeq and is a predicted model, not a curated record. The transcript is spliced from 3 exons. Bases 1 to 2598 code for a protein of 865 amino acids. Gene Ontology annotation, cellular component: nucleus.
AUGCAACUGAAAUUAUCUACCAGCCUUUACUACCCGAUCACCGUCACAGACCUGCUGAAGAAGACCGGCGAUGAGGUAAACCAGGGGGAUGGAUUGUUUUCAUACACCUAUCGCACAACUGUGACGGAGGGUGAUGGGCUGGGUAACAAGGUAGACGUCGUGAAGACGUUUCCUACGAGAUUUGAAAGCACUGUUGAUGGAACCUUGGUAGCUUGGAAGAUCCGGAAGGGACAGGUUAUUGAGGCACCUAUUAACAUUGCUGAGAUAGACGAGCCAUGCGCUCACGAAGUGCAGUUUGGUGGCAUGUGUGCCAACUGCGGCAAGGACAUGACCCAUGCAAGCUACAACACCGAUGUUCUUGAUUCACAUCGAGCGCCCAUCCGCAUGGUUCACGACAACUCCGCGCUAACCGUCAGUGAAAGUGAAGCUACUCGAGUAGAAGAGGAUGCCAAACGCCGACUCCUUUCGUCAAGAAGGCUCUCGCUGGUCGUUGACCUGGAUCAAACCAUCAUUCACGCUACUGUGGAUCCGACUGUGGCUGAAUGGCAGCAAGACAAGGACAACCCCAACCAUGACGCUGUCAAGGAUGUGCGGUGUUUCCAGCUAGUUGAUGAUGGUCCGGGCAUGAGAGGAUGCUGGUAUUAUAUUAAACUACGGCCUGGACUGGAAGAGUUUCUGAAAGUGAUCUCCACGCUCUACGAGCUGCACAUCUAUACUAUGGGAACCCGCGCUUAUGCACAGAACGUAGCCAACAUCGUCGAUCCAGACAAAAAGAUCUUUGGAGACAGAAUACUCAGUCGAGAUGAAAGCGGCAGCCUUACAGCGAAAAACCUCCAACGAUUAUUCCCAGUAGAUACCAAGAUGGUGGUCAUUAUCGACGACAGAGGAGAUGUAUGGAAGUGGAGUGAGAACCUGAUAAAGGUCUCGCCUUAUGACUUUUUCAUUGGUAUCGGUGAUAUCAACUCCAGCUUCUUGCCGAAGAAGCAAGAACUCAAAGCAAAGCCAAAACCUGGGUCAAAGGCCAAAAAAUUGAUACCCGCUGCUCCUGCCGAUGCUGCUGAUGCCAGUACCGCCGCCACCGAAGGAGCUGAGAAGCCAGAGCCCAAUGGAUCAAAAUCUGAGGCGUCCGAGGCAAAUGAGCCCGCUCCCACAGACCCCGAGCAAUCAACGCUUGAGCAGCUGGUAACCAUGGGAGGAGGGGAUAACCCAGUGUUACUGCAGGAGCAGACUAGCCAACAGGAAGAAGUUAUUGCACACCAGGUGGAGGAACGUCCUCUGCUUCAAAAGCAGAAACUCCUGGAUGCAGAAGAUGAGGCUGCUGAGACCCAACAGAGUACGGAGAAUGGGGAUUCUUCCAGUGAUGAGUCUCAAGAUUCGGUAAAACACCAUCGUCAUCACUUACUUGAAGACAACGACAGUGAGCUUCCGCUGCUGCAAGAGCGUCUUCAGCUAAUACAUCAGCGAUUUUUUGAAGAGUACGACCGAAGACGCACGCAGGCUCUUGGUGGUAGAGUAACAGCACUGACGGGACAUCGCGCCCCUGCAAAGGACAAAGCAGUUGACCUACAGAUAGUGCCAGAUAUCAAGGUUUUGAUGCCGGAAAUCAAACGAGUAGCUCUCGGUUCCGUCAUCCUGGUCUUCUCGGGCGUCCUUCCUCUUGGAACAGAUACGCAGAAUGCCGAUAUUUCACUAUGGGCGAAAAGUUUUGGCGCAACAAUCACUUCAAAGAUCAAUUCACGCACAACUCACUUGGUUGCAGGGAGAAACCGAACAGCUAAGGUGCGAGAGGCUACUAGGUACCCGAAGAUAAAAAUCGUUACCGUUCAAUGGCUGCUUGAUUGCAUGAUACAAUGGAAGCACCUAGACGAAGAGCCGUAUCUUGUUCCGGUCCAUCCAGAUGACAUGGGCGAACCUAUAGGCUCAUCAGAGAAUUCACCAGACAGCAAAGAGAACGCAGAUGACUCCUUUCCUUCAUCCUCUGAAGAAUCUGAUCCGACCAGCGACGACGACACGGCGAGUGUGAGAUCAUCGAAGUUGGCUAAACGACGAAGAAAUUCCGACGAAGAAAUCCGGCUAUCUGCUGGCCUGACUGAUCAGUCACGGUUAGGUUACGACGAACAGGAGCAGGCAACGGUACACGACGAACUCAAAGAAUUCCUCGGCAGCGAUAACGAAGACAGCGAAAGCGACAGCGAUUUCUCUAUGCUAUUCCCCGACAAGAAACGCAAGCGAGAGGCCACUGAAGAAGCUGAUGGCGGCGUCAAUGAAGAAGAAGACACAAGCGCUGAAGGUAGCGGAUCCCGUCUAUCCCAGAAGAUCAAGCGGUCUCAUGAACGAACCACAGGUCUAAAAGAAGUUUCUACAGCUCAGCCAAGCAUCUCUGCUACUGAACCGACUGCCGACGCUGAGAUGCAAGCAGGCAGGGAAGCUUUAAUGGGCGACCUGCCUGACGUCGAACCGAAGUACAAGGACCUAGACCCGGUCGUGGAUGAUCCCGAGGACGAUGAAGAUGCUCUUGAACGAGAGAUGAUGGCCGCCUUUGACGAAGACCCGGACUGGGAGCAAAACGCAGCUGAAGACGAAGAAGAUGCCAACUAA